UACAAAGAAUCAACCCAAGAAACCAGCACAAAAAAAAAUCUCCAAAAAUACAAUAGCAAUUAUGUGUCCUUUUGUACCCACUUUAGCAUUCGAUUACCCUAUAGAAUUAGGGAUAGAUAAUGAAGCCAUUGAUAACUAUCUAAACUUAGACGCCAUUUUUCUACACAAUUAUUUGUUGUCUCAAGCUGAAGAUGACAAUAACGAUCAUGUUAACCUUAAGCUCAAGCAAAGCAAGUCGCCGCAAAGUACAAGUUCGGCAGAUCAAUUUGGUGCCGCCAUAACGACAAUCACGGCGGCGAGAAAAACUAAUCAUAACGCUAGUGAAAGGGAUCGGAGGAAGAAAAUCAAUGUCUUGUAUUCCUCUCUACGUGAUUUGCUUCCUGCUACUGAUCAAAUGAGAAGGUUAAGCAUUCCUGCGACGGUGGCACGGGUGCUGAAGUAUAUACCAGAGCUAGAACAAGAAGUGAAGGAUCUAACUCAUAUGAAAGAAAAGCUCUUAUCAGAAAUGACGGUGUUACAAGGAAAUGCAGGGGAAAUUAUCCAAGAGGAAAAGCCGAAAAUAGACACAACGAAGGAGAACUUAUCAACGUUUUCGAUUUCUGUAAAUAAAUUGAGUGACAAGGAUAUGGUAAUUCAAAUAUCAACCUUUGAAAGAAUAUCAAUUUGUGAGGUGCUUUUACUACUUGAGGAGGAUGGUUAUCUUCUUGUUGAUGUUACUUCUUUCCAAUCCUUUGGAGGAUGGACUUUCUAUAACAUACAUUUAUCGAUGGAAGGAAUGAAUGUUAUAAACUACGAAAAGUUGAAUGAGGAGUUGUUAUCGUUGAUUCAGAAGCCGAAGCUGAAGCUGAAGCAGAAGCAGCAGUUGUACAUCUUAUAGUUGAAGGUUAUAACUAACCUACAAACAAACAUAUGUAAAUUUUAGUUAGGAUUUUUUUGAUAAAAAGGACCUUUUAUAAACGAUAUUUUUUUUCGCCUCAAAUCGAUUUUUUUUUUGCCCCAAAUCGAUAUUUUUUGCCCUAAUUUUGCGAAAAACCCUAAUUUUUUCGAUGCAAAAUUAGAACAAUUGAGGAGGAAUUUGAGGGGAAAAAAUAGCAAAUCUGAUUCGUGUGGGUAUGAAUAACAAUUCGUGGCAGGCUAUUACAGUGACGAACUUUAAGGCAGUUGGGAUUUUGGAGGGAAAAUUGGGGCAAAAAAAAAAAAUCGAUUCGGGGAAAGAAAAAAAAUCGAUUUGGGGCAAAAAAGAAAUUCGAUUUGGGGCAAAAAAAAAAUUCGACUUGGGGCCAAAAAUAAAAAAAAUCGAUUUGGGGCGGAAAAAAAUUUCCAUUUGGGACGAAAAAAAAUAUCGAUUUUGGGCAAAAAAAAAAAAAUUAUUUUUGGGGGAAAAAAAAUUGUUUUGGGGCAAAUUUUUAAUUUUUAUCAUUAAAUGGACACGUGGCCUUCUCCGGUUGCUACGUGUCAAAGUCGUUGCCGGAAUCUUGGGUCAACUCCAAGAAACCGGCAAAAGGUCCCAGUCAACAAGAUUUUUUAUGUUUUAGGUCCCAUUUCACCACUUUCGUCAUAAAAGGUCAUUUCUCACAAAAAAACGUUUAUAAAAGGUCCUUUUUGACAAAAAAUCUUUUUAGUUAUUGAUAUUAAUUUUAGGUCGUCACAUAUUUAAAUUGAAUCCUUUUCUCCUAUUUGUAAUUUAUAAUGCCUCCUACAACUCAUUUGCACCAAAAAUUUGAUAAAAGUUACACUAUUAAUGUGAUUAUUUCAUAAAAUUUGUUUUAAUUAA
Spinacia oleracea (spinach) is the source of this 1774-nucleotide messenger RNA. RefSeq names its product transcription factor ORG2-like. Bases 62 to 877 code for a protein of 271 amino acids. NCBI's taxonomy places the organism in Eukaryota, Viridiplantae, Streptophyta, Magnoliopsida, Caryophyllales, Amaranthaceae. Gene Ontology annotation, cellular component: RNA polymerase II transcription regulator complex. Gene Ontology annotation, molecular function: DNA-binding transcription factor activity, RNA polymerase II-specific; protein dimerization activity; RNA polymerase II transcription regulatory region sequence-specific DNA binding. The transcript is spliced from 3 exons. Gene Ontology annotation, biological process: regulation of transcription by RNA polymerase II. The record is from RefSeq and is a predicted model, not a curated record.